CUGCUUUUAAUUUAAAAUAAUAAUAAUAAAAAAAGUUGACAUAUUCAGCGUAGAUUUGCUGUCAAGUCUUCGGAUUUUUAAAUCGGUCAAUUGAUUUUUUUGUACUGUCAUGUCUUCUCCGUCUGAAAUUCUGAUGAUCUAGCCACUGCAAAACGGCAGCCUCCAAAUUCUUUUCAGUGUGUGCGAAAAGAGACAGAAGCUAGCAAUGGCUCAUUCUGCUCUUGUUUCACUCAUGAAUACGCUUGAGCUGAUUUUGCACUCUGAUCGCUUUCACUUUUUCCGUGCCAAACACUAUAUCAUCUCUAUUUACAGAAAAGUUCGGUUCUUGCAAACGUUGUUCGAAGAUUCUCCCCAGAAGAGCAGCCAAGAAGAGGUGGAUUCCUUGGAAAUCCGCAUCAGAGAUUCAGCAUCUGUGAUCGAAGAUCUUGUUGAAUUCUACGUUUCGGAACAAGUCUAUGAAGAUUCUGACAGGUUCAUCGCCUGGUUGGAUUCUCCCACUGAUCUAGAAAACUGGGAGUAUCAGGAGUUGGAUGAAGUACUGGUGGAGAUUGAUUCCCUCGUGGAAGAGCUGUUGAAUGAUAGGUGCGGCUUGAAGGAUUUGCUGCCGAGGCAGCAUUUGCCUGUUCUUGGCUCUUCAAGAGAUGCUCGUGUUGGCAAGAAUGUGAUGGUGGGCUUCGACGAAGAUGUGAUGGAACUGAAGCAUAGACUUACCGGAUGGGAAUCUAAGCUCCAAGUCAUUCCCAUUACUGGCAUGGGGGGCGUGGGUAAGACGACUCUCGCUAGAAACCUUUAUGAUGAUUCACUUGUCAAAGAUCACUUUGAUCUUUGUGCUUGGGUAACAAUAUCCCAAACAUAUCUCGUGGACGAUGUAAUCCGAGGACUUUUAGCAAAUUUUGGAGUUGUCAUUAACAGACCAAAGGAAAAGAGUGUUCAAGAUUUGACGCAGACUUUGUGGAAAUUUUUGAAGGGUAGGAGGUAUAUAAUCGUAUUGGAUGAUAUGUGGAGUACACAAGUUUGGGAUGAUAUGAAAAGGAUGUUUCCGGAUGAUGGUAAUGGGAGUCGGAUCAUGUUGACGACUAGGCUGCAGGGUGUGGCCGUUUAUGCAACUGACUCCUUUAGCCCUCCUCAUCGGAUUCGUUUGCUGGACAAGGAUAAGAGUUGGCAUCUACUUUGUCAAGAGGUAUUUGGACAAGAAGGCUGUCCUCCGGAAUUUCAAGAAUUGGAGGAUAUUGGCAAGAUGAUAGCACACAACUGCAAAGGGCUCCCUCUUGCGGCUAGGGUGGUUGGUGGGCUUCUUGCAAAUUCAGCAAUGACACGAGAAUUUUGGGGGUACGUUGCUGAUAAUGUAAACUCAAUUACCAUAGAGAACGAUGAGCAGUGUUCCGAGAUAUUAUCUUUGAGCUAUAAUCAUUUGCCUCAUCAUCUCAAACCUUGCUUCCUCUAUUUGGGAGCUUUCCCUGAAGAUUAUGAAAUUCCCGUCACCAAGCUCAUCAGAUUAUGGAUAGCUGAGGGAUUUCUGAGACCAUCUAGAUCAAAAAGCUUGGAAGUGGCUGCUGAGGGAUACUUAAACGAUCUCAUUGACAGAAACCUUGUUAUUGUCCGCCAAAGAGGAUCAAAUGGGAAAACAAGAACAUGCACCAUGCAUGAUCUUUUAAGGGACUUGUGCUUAAAAGAAGCUCAAAAUGAGAAUUUUCUUCACAUCAUCAACAGGUCUGCUCAAUUUUCUCCCCCGGACAUGGAUAAUAUUCCACGUCGUUUGAUCAUGCAUCUAGAUAUUCCUGAAGGUAAUGACAUUACUGAAUGUAUGGAAUCAAUGACACUCACUCGUUCUGUUUUGUGCACCGGACGUGUUCUCUCUACAGUGCCAUUCUACCAAAGUUUCAGGUUUCUGAGGGUAUUGGAUUUUCUUGAAACAGAAUUCUCGGAAUUUCCUUUUGCGUUUCUGUUCCUAGUGAACUUAAGGUACCUUGCUUUCACUUUCCAAAGUUUUCCUGUACUCCCUUCUAAAAUAUCCCUACUUUGGAAACUCCAGAUAUUGAUUAUCAAGGAUCAGCAGAACUUGUUAAACAGAGAGUAUUUUCCUUAUUUCCAGUCCUACUGUGAAGUAGACACACCAUCGGAAGUCUUCCAGAUGGCACAAUUAAGACAUGUACAGAUGACAGAAAUUUUCUUGCCUAAUCCUAUUGAUAAGGAAAAUCCUGUUGUCCUAAAAGACCUGGAAACACUUUGCACGGUCGCAAAUUUCAGAUGUACAGAGGAGGUCCUGAGGAAAUUCCCUAACCUUAAGAAAUUGGGUGUGUAUUAUUAUGGUGCUGGCAUAGAAGACUGGUCCGCUUACGACCUCAAAAAUCUUGUCCGCCUAUCCAAACUUGAAAACCUGAAAUGCGUGUUCAACUGGCCGCCUAAUGAAACUUUGUUGCCAAAUCUCAGCUUCCCCCAGAGCCUCAAAAAGCUAACUCUCGAUGGCAGCAAUUUAUCUUGGAAAGUGUGGAAGCCAGUUGAACGGGAAUUUUCUCGACUCAAAUUCCUGCUAAUCGAGAAAAUGCGGCUGGUGCGGUGGAUAGCUGAAAACACACACUUCCCCUGCCUUGAGCACCUGAUCAUCAGCGCAUGCCAUGAUCUACAGGCGAUCCCUUCUGGUAUUGGAGAUAUACCAACACUAAAAAUGAUAGACAUCGACGACUGUAGCUCGUCUGCUGUCACGUCAGUAGAGCAGAUUCUAGAGGAGCAGCGAGACAUGGAGAAUAAUGUCCUACAAGUUCGUGUACGUCGCAUUUAGAAGGUAAUGAUACAAGUACUUUACUGCCUUCAUAUCUCUGCACAAAAUCACAACUCUCUCAAGACUGCAUUAGAAGUACAUCUAUAGCAGCAAAGAGGGGUCCCGGUCCAGUUUUUAUUUGUUUCUAACUUUACAAUGAAUUAAAAUCUAUGAAGAGUGUCAACUGCAAUGAUAUUAAACUCGGAGGCAAGAGUCAUAUGUCAUAACCCCAUCAUAGUAAAAAAAUAAUGAAUUAUUUACCAUUAUAAUUAAGUUAUAACUAAAUUUUAUUGUCAAUAAAUAGUUAGCAUCCGCUCUUAAGAUAAUAUACAAAUCUUAGUUUAUC
Messenger RNA from Sesamum indicum (sesame), 3104 nucleotides. RefSeq names its product putative late blight resistance protein homolog R1B-16. Gene Ontology annotation, molecular function: ADP binding. The record is from RefSeq and is a predicted model, not a curated record. Gene Ontology annotation, biological process: defense response to other organism. NCBI's taxonomy places the organism in Eukaryota, Viridiplantae, Streptophyta, Magnoliopsida, Lamiales, Pedaliaceae.